This is a messenger RNA of Homarus americanus (American lobster), 953 nucleotides long. RefSeq lists its product as uncharacterized. The transcript has 4 exons. NCBI's taxonomy places the organism in Eukaryota, Metazoa, Arthropoda, Malacostraca, Decapoda, Nephropidae. The record is from RefSeq and is a predicted model, not a curated record. The coding region runs from base 64 to 471 and encodes 135 amino acids.
GCUAGUAUAAAACUGACUUGUGGUUGAAGACUCUCACAGUGUCUCUUACUAGAAGCAAGAAAUAUGAAGUCCAUCCUAGUUCUUUUCUCCAUCAUCGCCCUGACAUGGGCCGGGAAAGACAGAGAUAUCUGCCACUGCGCCGCCUUCGUGUCCCUGCCUGAGGGUGAGUUCAUCGUGGACCUGCUCCCAGACACGCAAAUCGAGGACUGUGAUGACGCCGGUUACUGCCAAAUUCGUUGUACUGAAGAGUGGGUCAGCGCUAGUCAGGACGGCGAUCUUGAUAUGAUUGUCGGCAACUCUACCCUAGGGCAGGACAUGUGCGAUGACUUGGCGUUGGAGGGCUUCCAUAAUCUCGAGCCUGAGGAGGUGAACUUAUACUACGGACUGUGUGAUGGCCCCUGGAUGGACAACGGCCUGGCUAGCAUUGAUAAGCUAUGCUGCAAUGACGGAGUGUACCCCGGCCACUGUUAGCCAGCACCUACCACGUCUCUACCACCCCCUACCACGUCCCUUCCACCGAUUACCAUGUCCCUACCACCCCCUGCCUUGUCCCUACCACGUCCCUACCACCCCUUACCAUGUCCCUACCACCGAUUACCAUGUCCCUACCACCCCCUGCCUUGUCCCUACCACGUCCCUACCACUCCUUACCAUGUCCCUACCAAUUCUCGUCCUUAUAACCCCUACCAUACCCCUUCCACACCCCCUACCAUGUCCCUACCACCCCCUACCAUGUCCCUACCACACCCUACCACCCCUUGCCAUGUCCCCACCACCCCCUACCAUGUCCCUACCGUACCAUACCACUCCCUACCACCCGAUAUCUCUCGACUUUGUUUUUCAGUCUAAUUUUAAGUGAAACAAAAGACUCUUGGACUUUUAUUGUUUGGAAAAUGAUGUACUCUUUAGAUGUGUGUCAUUACCUGGCAUUAAUAAAAGAGUAGAUAAGAUGA